AUGAAUGAACAAGAAGCUUUGGAUAAUCAGAACUGUCACAAUAACGAUGCGGUUACUAUAGAUCUAUCUUAUGGAGUAUCUACGGAUAAAAUCAAUGGGCAGUACUGUUGCAGUGAUAACCAUGGUUUUAAUAGGAUCACUGUUACUUCUGUGACAGUUUUCUGUUCAACCCAUUCUAACUCUCUUACAUUCUACAAACACACUAUUAAAGGUCAUUUGAGACUGGGAGCCAUCAAGUACAAUGAUGGAGGGGAAAAGAGUAUAAAGCGCAUAACUUUGGAGGGACGACCAUUUCUUCCAAAUGUAAAAGCUGUCUAUACAUUCAACUGCGGAGAGAAUCCAGAAUUGAUAUACGUUGAUGGAGGCUCAGAUACAGGAUGGUUCCAGAAAAAUGGUGCCUCCGGUAGUAAUGGAAAUGAAAAGUGGACACAAACUCAUGUUCUCGGAAACAUAAGACCAGAUAAGUUAACUAAACCUAUAGACUGUACUAGUGAAGGCGAUUUUAAGAAACUUGCUAAGGAACUAAAGAAACUUAACUGUGAGUGCUUGAAAGAAUGUAUUAGAACCCUUGACCCAGAACAUCUUGGACAGAAUGGUGUUCAACGUGAGGAGGUCCCUGCAGCUGACUUAUCUGACCAGGUUCCUGAUACAGAGUCUGAGACUAAGAUUCUUCUACAAGGUACUCCCGUGGCUCAAAUGGCUGAAGAUGCCAUAGAUGGUGAAAGACUAAAACACCUUAUUGUUACUCCUUCUGGAGACUCUCCUGAUCUACCUACCAUCAUAGGAGUACCUACAGCUUUUCUUACAACUUCUGCCUUGGCUUGUUUUACAGUAUGGAAACUCUAUAAUCGCUAUAAAGGAGAUCCUUGGGUUAGACGUGGAUAUCCUAUAGAGUUUUUAAAGAAUGUACCAUAUUGA
Messenger RNA from Theileria equi strain WA, 918 nucleotides. RefSeq lists its product as hypothetical. The transcript has a single exon. The coding region runs from base 1 to 918 and encodes 305 amino acids. Lineage: Eukaryota; Apicomplexa; Aconoidasida; Piroplasmida; Theileriidae. The record is from RefSeq and is a predicted model, not a curated record.